This is a messenger RNA of Neltuma alba, 1166 nucleotides long. RefSeq names its product protein LTO1 homolog. The transcript has a single exon. Bases 747 to 1166 code for a protein of 139 amino acids. The record is from RefSeq and is a predicted model, not a curated record. Lineage: Eukaryota; Viridiplantae; Streptophyta; Magnoliopsida; Fabales; Fabaceae.
UUUGAAAUUAUAAAUUAUAAUUAUCGAAUGCUCUCGUGCAAUGGCAUUUUGAUUAUGCUCUUCUUUUAGUCAUUGUUGCAAAGGCUGACCAAACCACGCACAGGGAGAAAAUUCUGUAGAACCGAAUCCCUGUUUUAAUUAUAUAGGAAAAAACUGUACAACGUUUUUGACACCAGAAAAAUAAGAAAACCUGUUCCUGUCGACCGUCAAGGAGCCAUUCACAAGCUCGUGUACUUUAAAAUGUGCUCACCCGCCAGCCGCCGAUAAGCUCCGCCGUGACCUUUGAGCAUUUGAGAUCCAUCUGGCCCAUGUCCGACGAGACGAUGCUUUGAAUCCUUCUCCAGAACCAAAAAAGCCCAUCUCACUGUCGAAACGAUGAGGCAUUUUGUGGUUGAGGAUAAUUGAGGGUUAUUUUUGUCAUUUCACUAUUUUUUGGGUCUUUCACAGCCUCCGGAAACUCGUACCAAACAAACUUAUAAAAAAAACGGAAUCCCAGCGCGUGCCUCUACAUGCCAAACACAAGUUUUUGAGUGGUAAAAAUUCAUUCCGAUCCUCCAGGCGAAGGCCUUUUUUUCAUCCAUUGAGGGUCUUUCAUCUUUCCCUGCGUCGACCUCGCGGCGGGCAAGAUCAGCCUUUUUGCGUCUUUGGAAGUUAAUUUGUCCCGCAUACUGAUACACCGUCCCCUGGACAAGAAGGUUGUCAUCGAUAAAGGUCGAAACUAGUUUGCCUGAGAAUUCUGCUCUUGGAUGUCAGACGAUAUGUUCGAUUCAUUUAUUCACCUAGAAGAAACUCAUCGUAAGGAAGGCUACGACGAGGGCUACAAAGACGGUCUAAUAGCUGGCAAGGACGAGGCAAAGCAAGUGGGUCUCAAAGUCGGUUUUGAGGUUGGCGAAGAGCUUGGCUUCUACAGGGGCUGUGUUGACGUUUGGAGCUCCGCUAUUCGGGUCGACCCCAACUGCUUCUCUUCGAGGGUUAAAAUUGCCAUCAAGCAGAUGAAUGAAUUGAUUGAGAAGUAUCCGGUCUUGGACCCUGAAAAUCUACAAGUACAAGAAAUCAUGGACAGUUUGAGGCUCAAGUUUAAGAUGGUUUGUUCUUCACUGCGCGUGAAGCUAGAUUAUGAUGGCUAUCCAAAAUCUUCUUCAGACGCCAAGGAUAUUGAGUUUUGA